AUGUCCACCAUACCAAUCUAUGUUGCCAUUCUACCCGGCGAAGGCGCCUUCAACCAUUGGGGUCUCUUCAUAGACGGCACCACCGAUCAGGACAAGGCCCUUCUCCAAGUCAAGGGUUCCGAUGGCCAAUUCAAGUACGAGCCAGAGACAAGAGAUGCCCGGCAAUCAGAGGGUCUGAUUGAACUAUUCUACCUAUGCCAUGUGGGUGUCAUCAAAGUCGAAGAAAUUAAAGCUGCGGCAGACCAAGCUACCAUUUACAACGAUAUUCCGGGCUGGAACUGCCAAGACUAUGUAAUUGAUUUACUGGAGGAAUUGCAAGAGAAGGCGAUUAUGGGUAAUCAGAAUCAAGAUUUUGAGAAGCAGAUGGUGCUGCUUCGUGGGAAGCAGGAGGGUUUGGCUUGA
This is a messenger RNA of Penicillium macrosclerotiorum, 402 nucleotides long. RefSeq lists its product as uncharacterized. The record is from RefSeq and is a predicted model, not a curated record. The transcript has a single exon. Bases 1 to 402 code for a protein of 133 amino acids. Lineage: Eukaryota; Fungi; Ascomycota; Eurotiomycetes; Eurotiales; Aspergillaceae.